Molecule: messenger RNA, 153 nt
Organism: Puccinia graminis f. sp. tritici CRL 75-36-700-3
Lineage: Eukaryota; Fungi; Basidiomycota; Pucciniomycetes; Pucciniales; Pucciniaceae
Exons: 1
Coding region: 1-153 (50 amino acids)
Source: RefSeq, a predicted model, not a curated record
AUGUCCGGGAGAACGAGUGCCGGUGGCAUCUCGCCAAGGAGGGUCGCUAUGCGAGGUGCUCCAGGAACGCCGGGUGCACCGUGCCCCGUCGAGGUGCUCCCGGAACGCCGGGUGCACCGUGCGCCGUCCCUCUGGAACAAUGGAGUGCCUUAA